AUGGCCUCAGACGCCGAGAUCAAGGCCCAGCUGAAGGCUUUCGUCUUCGGAGGGGAUGAGUGGCCUCGAGCACCGAUCUGGCACCAACCAGAAGAGGUCGGUCUCAAGUACGAGACCAUCUUCUUCCCUGCCACAGAUGGCAUACCCAUCGAGGGCUGGUUCAUGCCUCGUCAAGACUCCAACCAACUCAUCGUCUGCGUCACCCCACGUUGGUUCAACCGCGCUGGCUUCCCAGCGCAUCUGGAGCCCUGGAAUACCCUCCUCCCAGGCAACGACUACGACGUGGACUUUGUCAAGGACUACAAACUCCUCCACGACGCUGGCUACAACGUCGUCUGCUUCGACAAUCGAAACUUUGGAUACUCUGGCGCAGCCAACGGCGGCAUCACCUCACCGGAGCUAUGCGCCAGGGACGUCAUCGGCGCUCUCAACUAUGUCCGCCUACGUGAGGACACCAAGGCCAUGACCAUCGGUCUGUUCAGUCGCUGCAAUGGCGCCGCCGCCACAAUGUAUGCCAUGCAGGAGCACCCAGAGGUAUUCGAGGGUAUUCGUUGUAUGGUGGCGCCUCAGCCGUUCUCUCACAACGUCUUCUUCGCGCAGACACUUAAGCGAAUGGGGCUCCCAGACAAGUACAUGGAAGACAUGAGACAAUACUUCCAAGUCAAGACAAGUAUCGAUCUCGACGACAUGGGAGUCAUGCCCUGGCCCAAAUCAGUUCGUGUGCCAACGCUGAUGUAUCAAGUGUGGGACGAUCCCGUUGCUACGAACGAUGAUGCGCAGGAGAUCUUCGAUGCUAUUCCGAUCGAGGAGAAGAAGCUGCAUUGGAUCACAGGGACGCAGGUUCGGUUUGAAGGGUAUACUUUCUUCCAGAAGCAGCCAGAGAUGGUUUUGGAGUGGUUCGCCAAGUACAUGGCAUGA
This is a messenger RNA of Cyphellophora attinorum, 918 nucleotides long. RefSeq lists its product as uncharacterized. The transcript has a single exon. The record is from RefSeq and is a predicted model, not a curated record. Bases 1 to 918 code for a protein of 305 amino acids. Lineage: Eukaryota; Fungi; Ascomycota; Eurotiomycetes; Chaetothyriales; Cyphellophoraceae.